Molecule: messenger RNA, 744 nt
Organism: Acanthosepion pharaonis
Lineage: Eukaryota; Metazoa; Mollusca; Cephalopoda; Sepiida; Sepiidae
Source: the annotation of a GenBank genome assembly
AUGGAAUCAAGCAAUUUCUUUUUCUUCUUUUCUUCAUAUUUCCUUCUGUUUCUGCUAUUAUUCAUAUGUUGUUCUUUUUCCUUCUUUCAUUUCAAUAUCAUUAUUUUUCUUCUUUACUUCAUGUUUUGUGCUGAUUUGCUUUCUCUAUCAUAUUUCCGUCAUCUCUUCUUUUUUCUUUUUUCUUUUCUUUUUUUUUCUUCUCUUUCAGAUUUAUUCUAUCUUUUCUUUCCUUCAUUAUUCGUUAUUUUUCUUAUUUUCUUCAUAUUUCCUUCUGUUUUCUCCUCUCUUUCAUAUGUUCUUCUUUUUUUCUUCUUUCUUUCAGAUUUCGUUCUCUGUGUUCUUCCCAUCAUUAUUCGUUCAUUAUUCUUCUUUCCUUCAUAUUUCAUUCUGUUUCUCCUCUCUUUCAUAUGUUGUCCUUUUUUCUUUUUUCUUUCAGAUUUUGUUGUAUGUGUUCUUUGCUUCAUUAUUCGUUACUUUUCUUCUUUUCUUCAUAUUUCAUUCUCUUUCUCCUAUCUUUCAUAUGUCGUCCUUUUUUCAUCUUUCUUUAAGAUUUCGUUCUAUGCGUUCUCUUCUUCUUUAUUCGUCCUUUUUUCUUCUUCCUUUCAUAUUUCCUUCUGUUUUCUCCUCGCUUUCAUAUAUAGGUCUUUUUCUUUUUUUUCAGAUUUCCUUUAUAUUCUGCUCUCUAUUUCAUAUUUCGUUCAUUUUAAUCUUUCCAAAUUUCGUUCGUUUCUCUCCUUCCCUUAA